Molecule: messenger RNA, 1116 nt
Organism: Lathyrus oleraceus (garden pea)
Lineage: Eukaryota; Viridiplantae; Streptophyta; Magnoliopsida; Fabales; Fabaceae
Exons: 2
Coding region: 1-1116 (371 amino acids)
Source: RefSeq, a predicted model, not a curated record
AUGGAUCAGUUGGAGCAAAACCAAGCUGCUAUGAGGGAGGAUAUGACCACUGUGAAGGCUCAGAUGGGUCAACUUGUUGAAGCCCUACAACCUCUGGCUAGGGGACAAGAGAAAAUGCGUCAGGCUAAUCUGAGAGUCUCUGUUGCCAACCCUGUUGUUGUGACUAUACCGGUGAAUCCACCAGGAGGAGCUGGUACGCCUGCUGUAGCUCAGCCACCUCCCGAAAGAGGUUUGAUGUAUCAAAAUGCUAAUCAGACGUUCAAUAUCCCCGCCAAUGGGAGAUUCCAACCUGAGAUUGACGAUCAGCUGGACGCUUUCUUCACUACAAAGGUUAACUCAGUUUAUGAAGCUUUUGGGCAUUCUCCUGUUGACCUCGAAAGGAGAUUUCAAAUGAUGGAGGAGAGAUUCAAGGCGAUGCAAGGUCCUGAUACCUUUGGGUUGGAUGCUGCCAAGAUGUGCCUAGUGCCAGAUGUGAAAAUUCCUCCCAAGUUCAAAGUCCCGAGCUUAGAAAAGUAUCAAGGGAACAGUCUUAGUGGAGCUUCUCUGGAAUGGUAUAUGCAGCUCGAACGCACGCAUAUACGAACAUGGAGAGAACUUGCUGAAGCUUUCUUGAAGCAUUAUCAGUAUAACUCAGACAUGGCUCCCAAUCGGACUCAGCUCCAAAGCCUUUCUCAGAAGCCGGAUGAAUCGUUCAAAGAGUACGCUCAACGAUGGAGAGACCUAGCUGCCAGGGUUCAACCCCCACUUCUUGAAAGAGAGUUGAUAAACAUGUUCGUGGAUACCCUUCAAGGGCUGUAUUUUGUAAAAAUAAUUGGGAGUACCACCUCGGGAUUCUCAGACUUAGUCAUUAUCGGCGAGCGAAUUGAGAAUGGCAUGAAGAUCGGCAAGAUACAAGACAUGACAGCUGCGGCUAGUGGAGCGAAGAAACCUCAUUCCGGAUUCUCAAAGAAGAAGGAAGGAGAGACCAAUGCAAUCGCUAAAGGGGGAGAUGGAGGUUAUCAAAUGCCAUACUAUCCGGUGGCAGUAGUAACACCUAACCCAUAUCCGCAGCCAGCGUAUGUCAUUCCAACUGGUCCUCUAGCGAUGCAAUAUCAGCAGCCCUACGCUCCUCAGUAA